UUGCGUUAGCGAUAAGGUGGCUCGGCUGAAUGUGAGAAUAUGGAUUUCAGUGCCACAAUUAUAGUAGGAACAUUACUUUUAGGAUGCGUCAUCAAUGUUACAUAUGGAUCUGAUAAAUGUUAUUCCGCUAAAACGUGCAUCCACGAUGGAAUGGAAAAAUGUGGUAAAAACGGACAAGGGAAAGUUAGAAGAUUUAUAGAUUCAUGUGAUAUAAAGGAGUAUAAUUGCUUGAAAAAUAAAGAUUACGAGAAGACAUCAAUUCAAGAUUGUAAAUCUUUACCACCAUUGCACGAACCAGCGGAACCCCUUGUUCAAAAUGAAACUGAAGACAAUGCUGCAACCAACAAGGAGUCUGAAGAAAAUGCUCCAUCUAAUAAGCAAUCAGAAGAAAAUGUGGGUACAUCUAAAGAAGCUAUAAGCAAGUCUAAAGAAGAAGUAACUAAGGUUCAAGAAGCUGUAAGCAAAUCUAAAGAAAAACCAAUAAAGAUUAAAGGGGCUAUAUCAAACAAUGGUGGUGGGAUAUCAUUUGAAAGUGCGAGCGAUGAACGUUGAUGAUCUUGUUUUGAAUAAAUAAAUUUGUUAUUGGAGGAUUUAA
This is a messenger RNA of Colias croceus (clouded yellow), 595 nucleotides long. RefSeq lists its product as uncharacterized. The coding region runs from base 40 to 552 and encodes 170 amino acids. Lineage: Eukaryota; Metazoa; Arthropoda; Insecta; Lepidoptera; Pieridae. The record is from RefSeq and is a predicted model, not a curated record. The transcript is spliced from 4 exons.